CAGCAGUCCUGUCAGCCAGAAAACGGCCGCAGGGCUCAUUUUAGUUCCCAGUGCGAGCAAAUGCGCUGCGGUCAUGUAUCUGUUCCCUGUGACAAGAUCCCCUCAAGGCUGAUUCCACUUCGCGGGGCAGGCGUCUCUCCUUGUUUAAAGUCGACAAUUGAUUUUGGAAAACGCCCAGCACGGCGGUGCACCGGGAGUAGCCGAUCAACUUCACCAGCGUACUGUUACUCCGCAGCUGUAUCACGCUCCUACCGAAGGAGAUAUCCAACGUCAUCCGCUUCAUCGUCCGGCUCUCUAAUCGCAGGCGGGAUCCGCAUGGAGUUCGGACCUCAAUCAUACCAGCUGGCUACAACUCGGUCCUCCCCCAUAAUGAGAAUGACAAGUUGUCGGGGCUAUACUAUACUAAUACCGGUCUAGCCUUGGCCGUGGUUUUGAAUCUGUUUAUGAAAGAUGCAGCCCUCAAUAUUAUCGUCUGCGUCACGAUUGGUAUCACCUUGGCUGUCAGCAUGUUGACGUCAAAGUGCAGGUCGGUGCUGCGUUUCCUCGCUUUACGACGCACAGGCAGAUUCGUGUAGUCGGAUAUGCCGUUUGUCAACUUCUUCUCACUCAUCUACGUCGCAACAGCACGGGGAAAUUCCUCCAGCCAUGCGUCUCGAAAACUAUGCCACACUCUGAGAGAUUGUAAUUGCUGAGCUGGUUUUCAUGAAGAUUCAUAUUGCGGCGACAGGAGUCGCGGGACAGCAAGCGAGGCUGCGGGCAUUGAUGGCGUUGGAGGAGGCACUUAUGCGGGCGCAGGUAAGAUACGUCCUUGGCGUUAUACAAUGAGAAUCACGACUGAAGUUUUAGCCCUGUCAGGCACAAUCGCAGGCAAAUCGAAAGGGAAAAGACGCUGGAGAGGAAGUCGAUCAUACCGAUUUCCACACUUCAGCGGAUGUCUGUCAUGGUCUUCACGACAACGCCGGGAUGAAACCGGGUCGGUCCGCGAAGCCGAGGGACCUUUGAGUAUUUCUCUACCAGCCGUAGGCGAAUUUGUCGACGAGGGCCUCGGGUGGAAGAUCCAUCGCAUUUUCGGAAGAGGCCAUGCUGACUGUCGACAACCUGCAGCCGAGCCCGUCCAAGGGAGUGUGGAAACAAUUCAUCACAGUGGCGCACGGUGUCUUGUUGAGGCGUCCGGCAAGGAUCGGGUAGUGUAUGUACUACGGGGGACGCGAGAGGUGGGAGGCCAGAUUGAGCACGUUUGGCGGUCAAGCAUCAAUCUGGUGGCUGUGGUAAGUUGCGUGUGGUUGGAUGAGUUUCAGCCAGGUGAUGCAGUUGGGACAUACUAUUGCUUUGCAAACUAGACCGGUCUG
Messenger RNA from Ilyonectria robusta, 1349 nucleotides. RefSeq lists its product as uncharacterized. The transcript has a single exon. Lineage: Eukaryota; Fungi; Ascomycota; Sordariomycetes; Hypocreales; Nectriaceae. The record is from RefSeq and is a predicted model, not a curated record. The coding region runs from base 822 to 1340 and encodes 172 amino acids.